AUGGACACCAGCGUCAACGCUCGAGCUCCAUACAACAAGUUUGCUAAUGGCCUGACCUUGAAUGGGCAACAGUCAUCAGACGCCGAGAAAUCCUUGCAAGGCGCCAGCCGCAUCAUAGUCGGCCUCUUUUCUCAAUGGAUUGCCGUCGGUGUCAUGCUUGGCCUGAUCUUCGGUGGAUGCUGCUCUAAUGUCUACGCCCUGGAAGCUAUCAUCAAGUAA
This is a messenger RNA of Colletotrichum chrysophilum, 219 nucleotides long. RefSeq lists its product as uncharacterized. The record is from RefSeq and is a predicted model, not a curated record. The coding region runs from base 1 to 219 and encodes 72 amino acids. The transcript has 2 exons. NCBI's taxonomy places the organism in Eukaryota, Fungi, Ascomycota, Sordariomycetes, Glomerellales, Glomerellaceae.